CCCAGCGGAUUAACGUCGUCCGCAUAUAAUGCCGUCCGCGUUGUCUUUUCCCCAUCUUUUAGCGCAGGAGGAGCCGCGAGAGAUUGAAGUGAGAUGCGGAGCGGUUGCAGCAUCUUCCUCUCGUCCCCGCUCUCAGCGUCCUUCUCUCGCCCCUCCCGCGACCGCAGCAGCCGCUCCCGCAGCGGCGGAGUAUGCAGGAAGCUUUCUAAUCUCACGACCAGCUUAAACUUCUCUGCAGCACUGCUAGCCUAUGCAGUUUCAGAUAGAUCUCAUAUCAGCUCCAGUUUAGGACACGACAAAGCAAAUCAGGGCAACACUGAAUUGUCAACAAACACCAUAAACCUCGAGCGAGAAGAAUUUGUUCCCUCAAGGCGUAGAUGUCUUGCAUGUUUAUGUGCAAGUCUUGCAUUAAUAAAUGUUUCAGGUUCUUCUAUUUGCACGCCAAAUGGGAAUGCCUUGGGCAUGAUGGAUCAGUCGCUUGGCAAAGGAAAUGCCGUGUGCCGAAAUUGUGGGGGAAGUGGUGCUAUUAUAUGUGACAUGUGUGGAGGCACAGGUAAAUGGAAAGCUCUCAACAGAAAGCGAGCAAAAGAUGUUUAUGAGUUUACCGAGUGUCCAAAUUGUUACGGUCGUGGAAAGCUGGUCUGCCCAGUUUGUUUAGGAACUGGCUUGCCCAACAACAAAGGACUUCUUCGGAGACCUGAAGCACGAAAGUUGCUUGACAAGAUGUACAAUGGAAGGCUAUUACCAGACUCCUAAACUACUUUGAAACUUGUCAAAUACUUGGGCACAAAAGAGGUUACCUCUUGUUACGUUCAAAAUCUUCUAUAGUUGAGCUUAAUGAAGGAACAUAACGUCAGUGAGAGAAUACCCAAAAUUUCGUCA
Molecule: messenger RNA, 882 nt
Organism: Ananas comosus (pineapple)
Lineage: Eukaryota; Viridiplantae; Streptophyta; Magnoliopsida; Poales; Bromeliaceae
Product: protein EMBRYO SAC DEVELOPMENT ARREST 3, chloroplastic
Exons: 5
Coding region: 94-756 (220 amino acids)
Source: RefSeq, a predicted model, not a curated record